AUGGAAAAGGAGCAAUUGUAUCUCUUAUUCUGCAGCUUUUUGGUACGAGCAGAUUUGAAAAACACUGAAAGAUUAGUUCGAGGAACUAAUAGCCUGAAUAGGAAAGAUGCCGCUGAAGCCCUGUGUGUUUUAUGGCCAGAACUGGACGAUCCUAAGAAUUUCGCCAUCAUAAUGAAUUGCCUAACUGAACAAGUGAAUGAUUGCGAAGGCAUUCUUCCUUCACUUUUAAAUGGUGAUGAAAAUCUGAUUGCAACUGUUGAGAUGGAUCCUGAUACGAUAACGAGUAGAUACCACGCUCUGAAAGGCUACGUUGAAGCAACGUUGGAAAAAUAUGACUUAACAGUAAACAUUGACGAUGAACAAUUUAGCUUACUGAAAGCACGUGUUAUUAUUUGCAACUUGGUUCAUGCUGACCCCUUAUUCUACAAGUCAGUGUGGAAUUCUAAGAUUAAGAUCAAUCAGAGUUUUGAAAAGUGGGUAUCUGGUAUUCUCAAACCAUUAGCUCACUUUAACAAACGCUCCAACCAUCACCUAUCAAUAUCCACAUUUGAAGGAUUGACUGUAAGCAAUAUACUAAAUCUCUUUUGGAGAACUUCGGAGACUGUCACAGAUUUAUCAAUAUCAAUUCUUCGCCCUAUCCUAACUUAUGAGAUCAUUCCCUACAUCCAGUUCUCCCAUUCCUACGAAGAGUUCUUGGCUGAAAUAUUAAACGUUGGUGAUUUCCCGCUAGACACAAUGCCAAAUUAUCAUUUAUUCAAACACAUGGUAUUAGAAAUGGGCCACGUCUUCCCAGAUGACCUAAGAGCCAGUUUCGAAAAGCAAAUCCUAUCCAUUCUCUAUGAAAAUGGUGCCAACAUUUCCAAAGUGAUAAGAAUGAACGUCUCUAAUGAAUUCAUAUCAAUUUUAUCCUCCCUGCAGAGCGAAAUCUCUCUCGCCAAUACCCCCGAUGUUCUUACUUUGAAGUUUUAUGCUGAGCAUAUGGAUACUCUGCAGAUUUACAAUCUCAAGGAUAUCUACAAGCUGAGCCAAGGCAGCGAACUAGCUCAAAAGUCUUACUUUUCAUCUGUCUGCAAAAAUGUGUUAGGGUCUACCUUAACGACUAGCACCCUAGAAGAACUAAUAUCGUUGACCGAUGAAAGUUACCUUUUUGUCAAGAUAUCAAAAGAAACAAAGGAAUCGAUUAUUAUCGAGACAUUACUCAAUUUAGGCCAAUUUGAUCUCCUACACAAUUUCAUGGCUAGGUCAACAUUUCACAUCGAGGAUUCAGUUUUGCUUAAGUAUUUCUGGAGAUUCUUUAAUAAUGCUUCUAACGGGAGUCGCUUACGCCCUGAGAUUGUGAAGGCAAGAAAGACUCUAGAACUCCUUCCAGAAGGAGCUUACGACCACCUGAAUAUUCUUCUCGAGGUUGCAGACCAACUCUCACAAUUCUCGUUAAGUUUUACUAAAAUGAAUAAUAAAAAAUUGCCAUUUAAGCCCUCGCACAUCAUUGAGUUAAAGAAUCAGCCAUUCGACAUCAUUACGAAUUUGUUGUCGUCAAAUCAAGGUCUUUACAAAGAUUUCAAAACCACAACAGAAAUACUGAAGAGACUAUACGGAGGAUUAGAAAUUACACCAUCAACUCCAGAUUUCUACAAUGAGACGUCUGAACUACUGUCUUUGCAUAUAGACUUUGCAUUAGGGGAUAUGGACUUUGAAUUUGCUUAUCAAAAGUCUUCAGAGCUAUUGGGGAGAAAAGAUUGCCGACAAUUCUGGUCAACAGUUUUCCAAGUGGGUAAGUUUUUUGAUCCUAAUUGGCCUGAAAAUGAAAUUCCCACUGAAAUUAUUUACCUACAAUUGGAAAUUCUCAGUAAGCUUCUCCAUAUAUGCCCUGAGGAAGAGGUCGAAGCUGUUGUCUCACAGUGGAGUGGUUUGGAAAUGGAACUAGCCUCCAGAGAUAUAGUUAAUGACAAAUUCUCUCUCAGCAAUAACAGGUCAAGUAAAGAAUUCCAACAAAAGAUAGUUCAAGAAGUUUCUUCCAGCGUGUCAAAUUUCCUAUCAAGUGGAUUUAAGUGGGCAAUUGGAGAUGAUGCGUACAAUUGA
Messenger RNA from Lachancea fermentati, 2079 nucleotides. The record is from the annotation of a GenBank genome assembly. Lineage: Eukaryota; Fungi; Ascomycota; Saccharomycetes; Saccharomycetales; Saccharomycetaceae.